Molecule: messenger RNA, 732 nt
Organism: Nothoprocta perdicaria
Lineage: Eukaryota; Metazoa; Chordata; Aves; Tinamiformes; Tinamidae
Gene: LIN28A
Product: lin-28 homolog A
Exons: 4
Coding region: 100-717 (205 amino acids)
Molecular function (GO): nucleic acid binding; zinc ion binding
Source: RefSeq, a predicted model, not a curated record
GUUUUUUUUCGGCUGGGCCGAUACCCUCAAAGCUGGCCGAGGAGGAGGAGGGAGGAGGCGGUAACAGCCAGAGCGAGGAAUUUGCAAGCGAGGGUCGGGAUGGGCUCGGUUUCCAACCAGCAGUUUGCAGGUGCCAAGACAGGCGAGGAGGCGACUGGAGACUCCCCCAAGGCUGAGAACGAGCCCCAGCUGCUUCAUGGCUCGGGCAUCUGUAAGUGGUUCAACGUCCGCAUGGGCUUCGGCUUCCUCUCCAUGACCGCCAAGGGCGGCGCGGCGCUCGAAUCACCCGUCGAUGUCUUCGUGCACCAGAGCAAGCUCCACAUGGAGGGUUUCCGCAGCCUCAAGGAGGGCGAAGCCGUCGAAUUCACCUUCAAGAAAUCGUCCAAAGGUUUGGAGUCCAUCCGGGUGACCGGCCCUGGCGGCGUCUUCUGCAUUGGCAGCGAGAGGAGACCCAAGGGCAAGAGCCUGCAGAAGCGCAGGGUGAAAGGAGACCGGUGCUACAACUGCGGCGGGCUGGACCACCACGCCAAGGAGUGCAAGCUGCCGCCGCAGCCCAAGAAGUGCCACUUCUGCCAGAGCAUCGCGCACAUGGUGGCCAACUGCCCGGCCAAGGCGCAGCAGUCGCCCGGCUCGCAGGGCAAGGCGGCCGGCCUCCGCGAGGAGGAGGAGGAGGGCGAGGUGCGCAGCCCCGCGCCCCUGCCCGAGCCCCGCGAAUGAUGGCGGGCGCCGGGG